Messenger RNA from Colletotrichum higginsianum IMI 349063, 960 nucleotides. RefSeq lists its product as uncharacterized. The record is from RefSeq and is a predicted model, not a curated record. Lineage: Eukaryota; Fungi; Ascomycota; Sordariomycetes; Glomerellales; Glomerellaceae. Bases 1 to 960 code for a protein of 319 amino acids. The transcript is spliced from 2 exons.
AUGAAUGAGGAGAGACGAGCCAAAGACGAGAAUGACUACCAAGAGAUCAUCAAGAAACUCGAAGGACGCAUAGGAGAGCUUACGAAUCAGACUCAGAGCCUCGGUCAGCAGCUGGUUUCGCUCAAGGCCCAGGACACUGGAAACCAAACACUCGCCAACGAUGGGAAGGUUUCCGAUGACGAGAUACGAUCCCUUUGGCAUCAGAUGGCUUUCAACAUCCAAAACAUCGUUGCCAACUUUCUCACUGGCCAUCCUACACAGGAAGAACUGCGUCACGAGCAUACCAAUGGUAGCUGUGUCGUCUGUCACUUGACCCCUCAAGCUUUGAGCUACAUCUGGAACGAAGACAUGAGAGACAGUGUGCUCGAGGGAAUGAUUUGGAUUGCCAUCUGCGGGUACACUUUUGAGAACGUCCGAAAAGACAACCGUGUGACCAUCUGGGGCGGCGGCGUCGGAAAGAUUUUCUCCAGACUCUUCAGAACUCUCUACGGUUCGGCGAAGAAUGCCGGGACGGACCCUGCUGCGGUUCUUCGGUGGAAGUCAGAAAGCGCUCGACUAAUUGAUAGGAUCAUGGGUGCCAGCAAAGAAUCAAUGCAGGAUGCGGUGAGGGAUGAGUUCACAGGCCUUUCUAGGUUUCUCCCCAGCAACGACGAAGAUGCCACAUCCGAUUUUUACAAGGAGCUCAACAAGGUUUUCGAGGAUGCUGUUCAUCUUCAUGCUACGUUUAUGAAGUCUCGAGCUCUUUUCUACAUUGACUGGGCCGACAAACCCACGUCUUCUAGCAACCACCCGCAUUACGACCCCGAGCGCCACAAUGCCGAAGCUUGGGUGCAUGAUGUGAACAAUGAGAGUACCGUCCUCUUCGGCAUCUCGCCAGGUCUUGUCAAAAUUGGCAAUGCGGAUGGUGACAGCUACGACAAGCGCACUCGGCUUGUGAAAGCAUCAGUCGUCUGCGAUUAG